Messenger RNA from Xenia sp. Carnegie-2017, 1939 nucleotides. RefSeq lists its product as uncharacterized. The record is from RefSeq and is a predicted model, not a curated record. Gene Ontology annotation, biological process: canonical Wnt signaling pathway; non-canonical Wnt signaling pathway. The coding region runs from base 1 to 1800 and encodes 599 amino acids. The transcript has 2 exons. Gene Ontology annotation, cellular component: plasma membrane. Gene Ontology annotation, molecular function: Wnt receptor activity; Wnt-protein binding. NCBI's taxonomy places the organism in Eukaryota, Metazoa, Cnidaria, Anthozoa, Malacalcyonacea, Xeniidae.
AUGUUUUUUAAAAAAAAGACGAUGGGGAAACAAAUAUGGCUGAACAUUACUAACAAAAUAUUCUACGGAGCACAAUGUUGCAUGAUAAGUAUAGCAUUAAUUGCUUCAUUUAGUGAUAAAACAUGCUUGGCUAAAGCUUCGGAUUGUGAGGCGUUAACAAUAUCAACGUGCCGGAAAUUGGGUUAUGACUCGAUUUUACUACCUAACAGAUUUAACCAUAAAACACAAAAAGAAGUUGCUUCGGCAUUGGAUGAAUUUACUCCAUUCAUUGAAGCAGGUUGUUCACAAUAUUUUCGUUUUUUCUUGUGUUCCCUUUAUGCUCCUGUUUGUGAUAAUGGUGAAGUAUUGCAACCAUGUCGAUCCAUGUGUGAAAAUGUAACGAGGCAUUGUUCACAGUUGAUGAAUGAGUUUGGAAUUCAGCUACAAGAGAAAAUCAAAUGUGACACAUUACCCACGAUAUGUGAUAGACAUCAAUCAUGUUUAUCAUCGACAAACAUGUCUUUGAUCGCAGUUAAAAAUUUCACCACUUCUUUAGGAUGUAAACAGCGCGAUUCCCAAGCCACAGCAAUGUCAUACACAUUAAGCAACAGUUACAAUUUGCCACUUGUGCAAGUAACUCUGGAAAAUAAGCCACUGUCCAAUGUCAUUAUAACAAACAGUACAAUUAAAAAUUCAAAGAUGUAUCAGACGCGAGUAUCUUUAAUUUUGCUUAGGCAAAGCAAUUCAAGCUAUUUCGACAUAGACAAAAGCAAUAUAAAUUUGAUGAAAUUCAGCAAGACCAAAGUAUCUCAUUUUAUUGUUAAAAGAACAAACAUUGCCUUGUGUCGAAUAGAAAAAUCUGUAUUGCGUAAUUUUACAUGUUCAAACAUGAUGUUCAAGUCGCUUUUUCUCGAAAAAUCUGUGGCAUCUCACAUAAGUCUAAAGAGUACAAAUUUAAAAUCAAUUACUAUGUUUAAUACGAAACUAUCGUACUUUGAUCUUAAAAGCAGCACUGUGAAUACGUUAUCUUUCUUCAAUAUCAAUGGAAGCUACUUAGAAAUAGCAAAUGUUCACAUAAAUUUACUGUCAUUUGUCAACUGUGAAAUAGAAUACCUGAAAAUACAAAAUUCCGUUGUGGAACUCUUGAGACAGACAAACACGAAAAUCAUGCAUUCUUCAUCGUUCGAUUCGGUGAAAAAGCUCAUUAUAUCAACAAAGAAUGAAAAUUCGGAUGGCCACCAGCCAACUGCACCUUCAAAUCAAGGGCUGUCAACACAAACAACAAAAUUAAAGACUUCAAGUCAUAAUACUUCAAAUAGUUCGUCAACUUCCUCAAGUUCAAUAACAUUUGUCAUAAUUGGAUUAUCAACAGGAGGAAGCCUGUUCAUCCUUGCAGUUAUCAUAAUGUGUUGCAUUUGUUGUAAGAAACCCAAAGAGGCGUGUACUACUCAUUGUGUGACUGAUCAGAAAAAUCGGAGUCUUCCAAAGUUACCUCAUUUUGAUGAUGAUGAAACCUAUACAAAACUUGACGACAACAGAUUUAAUGUCGAUUUUAUAAACUACCAAUCUUUAUAUCAAGAAGGCCAGCAGGUAGUUGGAGUAGGCAAAGUCGAUCGUUUUUCCAAAGGAUUUUACGAGAACUAUUCAUUAUCUGGUAAAUAUGAAAAUCCCAAGCAGGUUCAAAGAGACGCACAAAGUGGUAGUAUAGUGGUGAACCCUACUCUGAAAACUAUGUUAUUCCAAUGCCUAAUGACCGGAGCGAAAUAUCAUGAUGUAUUCAUUUACCGUGAAUGUUGUAUCAUUUUGAGACAUUCAUUUUAGUUUAUAAUUUAUAUCGUAUGUGCUGUAACUGUUUUUAAUUUAUCAGUAAUAUUAAUGUUGUCACGGAACCAUGUCAAAAGUCGGCUCGAAUUUACUAAGAAAUUUUCAACAUCUGAAUAAAAUGUGAUAAAAGCGCAAA